Messenger RNA from Pseudopipra pipra, 537 nucleotides. RefSeq names its product fatty acid binding protein 6 (gene FABP6). Gene Ontology annotation, biological process: fatty acid transport. The coding region runs from base 91 to 477 and encodes 128 amino acids. The record is from RefSeq and is a predicted model, not a curated record. NCBI's taxonomy places the organism in Eukaryota, Metazoa, Chordata, Aves, Passeriformes, Pipridae. Gene Ontology annotation, cellular component: nucleus; cytosol. Gene Ontology annotation, molecular function: fatty acid binding. The transcript is spliced from 4 exons.
AUAAAACCCAGGGCCUCAGCUCAUCUGCACUGAUCCAUUCUGGUCAUUCCAGCUGCUAUUUCGCUCUCCCAGCCACUUCCCAAGGGAAACAUGGCAUUUGCAGGCAAAUACGAGUUCGAAGGCGAUGAGAACUAUGAUGAAUUUGUGAAGAAGAUUGGUCUUCCCAGUGACAAGAUUGAAUUGGGAAGGAAUUGCAAAAUAGUGACUGAGGUGGUGCAGAAUGGAAAUGACUUCACCUGGACCCAGCGUUUCCCAGGAGGCCGCACCACAACCAACACAUUCACAGUUGGCAAGGAAGCAGACAUGGAGACCUUUGGUGGUAAAAAGUUCAAGGCAACUGUUAAAAUGGAAGAUGGAAAGCUGGUAGCUGAGUUUCCCAACUACCGUCACACUGCAGAGAUCAGUGGAGGAAAACUGGUAGAGAUUUCUACUUCUUCUGGUGUAGUCUACAAAAGAACCAGCAAAAAGAUUGCAUAAGCCAGCAAAGCCUGUCUCUUCCAGUGCACUGAAAAUCAACAAUAAAAUCAAUAAAAUAAA